Molecule: messenger RNA, 318 nt
Organism: Diaporthe citri
Lineage: Eukaryota; Fungi; Ascomycota; Sordariomycetes; Diaporthales; Diaporthaceae
Exons: 2
Coding region: 1-318 (105 amino acids)
Source: RefSeq, a predicted model, not a curated record
AUGCCUUCCUCCUCUCGUCACCCCCACAGCAGCAGCUCCCGCAAGCACGAUGUCUACCUCGGCGGCGACGGCCACAGUGGGAGUUCCUCCCGCCGGUCCAAAUAUGUCCAGGAGAGGAAGUGGUACUGUGCAUGGUGUAACUUCGGGCCCUUGGACUGGACCUACGACACUCAUUGCGCCGAUUGCGGGCGGGCCCGCGACCAGUACUGUCGCGUCGAGUACCAGACACGCAAGGCCCUUACUGUGAAAGGGCGACCACUGGAGCUCGAUGUGCGCCGUCACAUGAGGCCUCCCCACCCUGCGAUCGCGGCUCUCUAA